AUGUCAGUAGGGAGGCCUAUUCUGGGUGCAGCAGGAGUUGCAUUAGCAACAUCUUCCAAAGCCUUCAUGGCUUCUGGGGUGCUUUCCAUUAACAUGUCUGUUUUGACAGGUCCCGGAUUGACAGCAUUCACUGUACAGUGGUAUUUUCGUCCGAGCUCCAAAGACCACACUCUCAUGAGUCCUUCAACUGCUGCUUUUGUUGCCGAGGCCCUUCAGGUUGACUCCAAUCCGAUUAUCGAAGACCGACUCGGUGAGAGUUUCGAGAUAUCCAUCAUCGCCAACACCAGCAUUAUGAACGAGGAUAUUAAUCUCGCCGGGUCCAAUUUUUUGACCACUUUUGCAGGCACGCCUAAAACCAACGAGUUACUUUCCACAUCCUUCGUAACGGUGGCGCCUGCACCAACCACAACGUUGUCGCCCAACGUCACUCCUGGAAGGAUGGUCACAUUUGCUCCCAGCCAGCAAUUGUCUCCAAUCCUAAUCGGCAAGGCGUACUCCUCGCCUGCUAAGCGGGAGUUCACAUCGAGUGGAUGA
Molecule: messenger RNA, 534 nt
Organism: Ogataea philodendri
Lineage: Eukaryota; Fungi; Ascomycota; Pichiomycetes; Pichiales; Pichiaceae
Exons: 3
Coding region: 1-534 (177 amino acids)
Source: RefSeq, a predicted model, not a curated record